AUGGAAAACUUACAACAACGUUCAGCGUUUCAUAAAGUGAAUACACCCGAUACGACUGGUAGAAGCUGGUGGCUGCUAUCACAAGACGGUGGUUUGCUCAAUGUUCGAAGUCUUUUAGAUGAUCUUCGUGUAUUACCGACAUCGUUGAUUAUCGAAAAUCCAGGAAUCGGUUACAAACCGAAUAUUCCAUUACCGCUUACUUCGCCGAUCAUUUGGAUAAGUGAAACAAAUAAAAAUGCUCGAUCCAAACGAUACGUUCAAGCUUUAACAGACUUUUUAAAAGAUUACACGAUGAAUAGCACGCAACGAGAAUUAAAAUGCAGUGAGGAUCAAUUGAGACCAUAUAGUAAAUUAAAGCCCUGUUUCUUUGAUGUAAAAAGUCUCGGUACUUGCGGAAAAGCUCCUUACGGAUAUACGAUACCGAUUCAGCCUUGUGUUCUGAUUAAAUUCAAUAAAAGACUUGGUUGGAUUCCGCAUUAUUAUAAUCGAUCUUCUGUAUUACCACGUACUAUGCCAAAUUUUUUGAAAAAAAUCAUUAAGAAAUCAGAUAAAGUCUAUAUUUGGUUAUCUUGCAAUGGAGCAGACAACAUAGACAAGGAACAUAUCGGAAAAAUUGAAUACAUUCCUAAUCCUGGCUUCCCUAUUGAAUAUUUUCCAUUUAGAGGGCAAAAAGAUUAUGUAUCUCCUGUCGUCGCUAUAAAAUUUAAGAAUCUCACACCAAAUAGACUUUUGACGGUACAAUGUAUAGUGUGGAGUUCUAAUGUAAUACAACCUACCAGUUAUUAUAUGGAUUUUCAAAUAAUCAUUGGUAAAGAAUUAUCGUUAUACAGUAAAAAUGAUCGGUCGAACUGCAGACAUCAUAAGGAAUAG
Molecule: messenger RNA, 870 nt
Organism: Vespula vulgaris
Lineage: Eukaryota; Metazoa; Arthropoda; Insecta; Hymenoptera; Vespidae
Product: sodium/potassium-transporting ATPase subunit beta-2-like
Exons: 8
Coding region: 1-870 (289 amino acids)
Biological process (GO): potassium ion import across plasma membrane; intracellular potassium ion homeostasis; sodium ion export across plasma membrane
Cellular component (GO): sodium:potassium-exchanging ATPase complex
Molecular function (GO): ATPase activator activity
Source: RefSeq, a predicted model, not a curated record